Messenger RNA from Anarrhichthys ocellatus (wolf-eel), 4096 nucleotides. It is a transcript of the gene paqr9, whose product is annotated as progestin and adipoQ receptor family member 9. Bases 1016 to 2173 code for a protein of 385 amino acids. The transcript has a single exon. The record is from RefSeq and is a predicted model, not a curated record. Gene Ontology annotation, cellular component: membrane. Gene Ontology annotation, molecular function: signaling receptor activity. Lineage: Eukaryota; Metazoa; Chordata; Actinopteri; Perciformes; Anarhichadidae.
UAUGGCGUGCGUAGCUUGACGCUGGUACCUGUCAAACAGUCCCCCGUUCUCCUCGGUGUGUUCCCGAAAUGCCGGUUGGCUUCAGACUAACAGGGCUAAAGACUCACGGCAGUGUGCUGGCUCUCACAGAAUGUAUUCAAACUUGACCUUGCGUCCCCGGCACACUUAACGGAUUGCUCACCGGUCCCGGGGGAUUUCUUCUUCUCCGCAGCGCCCUGCAUUACAACGGAAUGGAAGCUGAAUGGAAGUCGGACGUGGAUACAGGCUGAUGGACCAGGAACAACAGGAGGAAGAGCAGCCCGCUGUAGACUGAUACAGUGCUGAUCGCCGGCAUGACCUACUUAGCACAGAGCUUGAUGGACGUGUCUUCAGGACAUCUCUGCUGCUGUAUGGAUACAUUGAUGGACGUGUCUUCAGGACAUCUCUGCUGCUGUAUGGAUACAUUGACGCGCUGCUCAACCUUGUAACACAGUAAUAAGUGACCUUCAUUUUGAUUUGCUGCUUCAGAACUGUCCACAAGACACGUGAAGUCGCUAAACAAACAGAAGCAUCCACGCAGACCAUAUCCUAUGCAAAGUAGGGGAACUAAAUAAAAUGCACGAAAAGCAGUGCAUGCUGGAUGUUUUGCUGACGUUUUUCUUGGGGUUUAAGAGAAAACCAAAAGGAAAAAUUAACCAAGCAGGUGGCCCAGGGAUUCUGGGUACUACUCUCUGCCCUGCCUUUUUCUGUCUGUCUGACUAUACACCAGCUCUGCUCUUUGGACUAGUCGACAGCUCGCGGGGCCCACAGUGGAGCCAAGGAUCAAAAGUCCUGAGAAGAGCAGGGCUGAAAGGUCUUUUUUAAGCCGGAGGAGCCUGCAGAUGCCUUAUCUACUCAUUAGCAAGAGAGUGUAUGGGGAUCACUUACUAUGCUGUGAUUAGCAAUAAAGUCAUCAGCCAACCAAUAAACACUGAAGUGCUGUGCAGGAAAAGACAGAUUCAAAUAAACUUUUUUGACCGUCAGCAAACUGAACAUUAUGCUACUGAACUGUGGCCAGCCGUUACCUCUUCUGAGGCAUACGGAUGUGCCGCCGCGUGUCAUAGAAAACUUCAUCCUGACUGGCUACCGCUUUCCAAACUACAGCCUAAGGGAUUGCUUACUAUCGGCAUUCAGGCCCACCAAUGAAACAGGCAACUUCUGGACACACUUCCUCCCAGUUUUUAUUUUUUCAUACUAUUUUGUGGAGGUGUUUGGUUGGGAAGGUGCGCCAAAUGGUGACGCCCCGUUCUUCUAUCCGUUGUGGAACUACUUUAUCGGGGUGUUCUGUCUGUUAAUGGCUAGCAGCAUGGCCCACCUGCUCAACUCAAUGUCUCUGGUGGUAAGAGAAGUCUGCUUCUUUGUGGAUUACGGCACUAUCAGUUCCUACACCGUUGGCUCAUCAUUGGCGUACUACUACUACAUCCACCCUCGGGCAGGGAUAGUAGAGACGGGAGGCCGAAAUGGCUCCCAUAUGGACUUGAAACUUGAACCUGCAGGAUCUCUUACAUCAUCCUAUGCAAUCCCAGAUUUCUCUGUGUUUUUUGAGACCUUCUACAUCCCGACCGCAUGCGUUGUAGCAAUCAUUUGCGUCAUAUCUUGCUGCAACACUCGCCAUAGGUGGAGGCGGCAUCGGUACGUCAUCCGAACCUUUGUUUUCCUCCUCCCGUUCCUCAUCUCCUCCACGCCAGUCUUCUACCGCCUCCUCACUAGAUCGCCUUACUCUACCACCUCCUCUUUCGCGGCUUCCACCUCCACGGCCAGCUUCUUCCAUCGCCACUGCCUCUGGCUGCUGGUGUCGGCCGUCUUCAACAUCAGCAAGUUCCCCGAGCGGCUAGCUCCGGGCCGCUUCGACAUCUGGGGGCACAGCCACCAGUGGUUCCACUGUUGCACGUUUUUGUCCAUCCUCGACGAACUCCACAUGAUCAAGACCGAGGUGAGGGCAAUCCUGCUCAGCCCAACUCUGCUUUUGCCCCCUGCAAUCCUCUCCCGCCUACCAGGACCUACCAUAGCUUCCACCUACGGGGUGAUGUUCCUCCUCCAGACCACCAUCAUCUCCAUCAUCGUGUGGUUCUCCUGGCAUGCCACCAGCAUCUAUGGACCCCAGAGAGACCAGCUGGAAAAGGAACACCCCAAGAAAACCCUGAAAUGCCACUGAUCACAAAGACAUCUUUUUUUUUUAAUCCCAACUGCGAAGGAAGGUUUGCACACGCAUACAGAGCCAUGCCACAAAGACAAGUAAAACAAUAUUUCUCUCCUAAUUUCAAGUCCCUCAUAUGUUCCAAUCCCUUCAACAGCUUUUUUUUUUCAAGCUUUCAUGAGCAGAAAUCUGGGACGAUGGGAGAUGAAAGGAUUAUAUUCUGAGCUCACCGCAGGGUGGCUGUCUGGUUGAGUGGAUAUUGAACGUCCUAGCCAGUUCUUUCCCCUGAGCUCAUCCAGCAUGUUCCAACAGGAUGUCUGAGCUGUGGCGAUAAUAACUACCUCCAGGGACUGUAUACUUGAGGACACUGGAAAGGUGUUGGUACCCAGAAGAACUGUUCCAUAUAACAUGUGGGUAAUGUGGCGUAAAUGUAAGCGUGAGCAUUUACAGAAGUUGCUGUUGUCAAGUAGUUCCUCCUGUUCCACUUCCCCUUCCCUCUGACCUUACACAGCAUCUUCUGAAAAGCCUCUGCUAUGGUUGCUGUUGGAACUUUUGUUUCACAUUGAAUGAAUCCUUUUCUGGCCUUUGUUGACCACACCGUAUCUUCCUCUUGACGCCCACACGCAGUCUCAUUUCCUCUCUUUCCAAGUGACACUUGCAGCAGGAAGUGCGGUGGCCUUGACGACGCAACAGAAAUAGCUGAGAGCUCAUAUGAGUCGUAAAGUAAAGCACGUUCAGGGGGAAGCCAUUAAGAAGCCAUGUUCGCUUUGUUCACUUUUAAGAAAUUCUUUUUCUCUCUGUGACUGUGCCAAUUGUCUGUGUCCAUGUUUGUCAUGUGUUUCAUAUAGAAGCACAGUGUCCAGAGAGAAGGGGGAACGCUAACGGUAUGCUAACGUCAGUAAUGGAUCAAAGAAGAAUUCUUUUUGCUAAAAUGCGUUUUUCGUCUUCAACAAAAUCAACGUGGUGGUUUCAAGACCCAUCUGCUGAAGUGUCCACGAACAAGACACUUGGUGCUGCUGUGUACCCGAGCCAGUCCUCCCUGAUGAGGGGAGAGGAAAUAGGAUUUGUAUAGAGAAUUAUACUUAUUCCUUUGUUCUGAGUUCAUGCGCACACUGAAAAUGGACCAUGACUAUUUGCGCUCGGACGAAGAUUCAUGUGUUUUCUCUGCAUGUUUUUAUGUAAUUGUGUCAUGUCCUCAGUGAUUUUGUCCUGUCAAGCUGUCUGUCUCUGAGGGAGUUGCAUCUUAAAUUUUUACCUCCCACAUCGCAUUGACAUGUUGAAAUCAUGUUGGUCACUGUCGCAUUUCAAAGAUGUUACGAUUACCACUGUAUUAGUUCUACUUGUAUCUGCACAUUAACUUGUGUUUCUUUUUCAUUCACUUGCUUAGAGAUGAAAACUGAGUUGUUAAUUAUGUAUGACACCGCAAUGAUUGUGGUUGUGGUUGUGAUACUCAUGCUGUUAUGGUGCACUUUAAAGCUUCUUCAAAGAUCCUCAGAAUGUUCCUUUAAGGGAACCCUGCAGUACUGUAUUAUUUCAGAACAUUUCAGGUUUAAGUUGUGCUUUCUAAGGAAUAGUCAGAUUCAUCGGGUAACAAUGCAUCCAAUGUUGAAGUCAUGCUUCUACCUCUAUAGAGCAUGUGUGUCACUGUAGCGAUGACAAGAACCAACGCUGAACUGGAUCUCGUCCCGUCCCCAGUCUAGAUGCCAGACUUGAAUCUAUCGAUGUUAGAGUUCAGUAUAUGAAUGUGAGACUUACACACUGCUGUACCUAACCCAGUCAAGUACUCAGGGGUGACUGAGGAACGACACUAACCUGUUAUUUACAUGCAUUUAGAUGAUACAUUACUGGAGGAUGAUUAAAGAAUCUGUGUCUGUUAUUGAUGAUUCAAAUAGCACUAAUAUGGAUGAUUGAGUUUAAUAAAUAAAUUAUGCAGAGAACUAU